Molecule: messenger RNA, 562 nt
Organism: Esox lucius (northern pike)
Lineage: Eukaryota; Metazoa; Chordata; Actinopteri; Esociformes; Esocidae
Product: inter-alpha-trypsin inhibitor heavy chain H3-like
Exons: 6
Coding region: 1-537 (178 amino acids)
Source: RefSeq, a predicted model, not a curated record
AUGUGGUUAGAAACCGCAUACCUGAGUAUAUCCCCCAUCAAACCACUGGCUUGGGUCUAUUUCUACCCCAGUAAGGAACAGCAGAGUCAGUGUGACAGCUGUGGAGAGGAGGGCCUGAACGGAGACCUGGUCAUUGUCUAUGACGUCCACAGGAAAAAGUCCAUAGGAGAUCUCAAGAAGUCAGAUGGGUAUUUUGUCCAUCACUUUGCUCCCAGUGAUCUACCACGCAUUCCAAAGAAUGUGGUCUUCGUCAUCGACCGGAGUGGCUCCAUGAGAGGCAGGAAAAUUCACCAGACCCGUGAGGCUUUGUUGAAGAUCCUGGGAGAGGACGACCACUUUGGCCUGAUUACAUUUGACAGCUCUGUGUCUCCCUGGAAGAAGGAACUGCUUUCCACCAACAUCAAUGCCGCUGUGCUGGAGGGUACAGACAUGCUGAAACGACACCCACGCAAGCACUCAGUCUCUCUCCUCAUACUGCUCACGGAUGGAGACCCAACCAUAGCAAUUCCUCUUAUUAGGUUCCUGUUGCCUACCUGACUGUGAAGCAGCUAUUGGACAAAGA